This is a messenger RNA of Humulus lupulus (European hop), 1061 nucleotides long. Its product is annotated as ADP-ribosylation factor. Gene Ontology annotation, biological process: vesicle-mediated transport; intracellular protein transport. The transcript is spliced from 7 exons. Gene Ontology annotation, cellular component: cytoplasm. NCBI's taxonomy places the organism in Eukaryota, Viridiplantae, Streptophyta, Magnoliopsida, Rosales, Cannabaceae. Gene Ontology annotation, molecular function: GTPase activity; GTP binding. The record is from RefSeq and is a predicted model, not a curated record. Bases 194 to 739 code for a protein of 181 amino acids.
AAGCAUGGCAUGCACCAUAAAACGACGUCGUUCGUAUACAACACCAUUCGGAUUUUAACCGCCAGAGAAAUAUUUGGGCUAGUUAACUUUUAAAAAAUCGUGGCCUUCGUUUCUUAUUUUUUCUUCUCCUGUUGGAUCCUUCUUCUCACCCAGAAUUCAGAGCUAAGGAAAGGGUGAACGUACAAAUUCAGAAAUGGGGCUGACAUUUACAAAGCUCUUCAGCAGGCUUUUUGCCAAGAAAGAGAUGCGAAUUCUGAUGGUGGGUCUUGAUGCCGCUGGUAAGACCACCAUCUUGUACAAGCUCAAACUUGGAGAAAUCGUCACCACCAUCCCCACAAUUGGAUUUAACGUAGAGACAGUGGAGUACAAGAACAUUAGCUUCACAGUGUGGGAUGUUGGGGGUCAGGACAAGAUCCGCCCACUGUGGAGGCACUAUUUCCAGAACACUCAAGGGCUUAUUUUUGUUGUUGAUAGCAAUGAUAGGGAUCGAGUUGUUGAGGCAAGAGAUGAGUUGCACCGGAUGUUGAAUGAGGAUGAACUGAGAGAUGCUGUUUUGCUCGUAUUCGCCAACAAACAAGAUCUUCCUAAUGCAAUGAAUGCUGCAGAAAUAACAGACAAGCUUGGUCUUCAUUCUCUUCGUCAACGCCACUGGUACAUCCAGAGUACAUGUGCAACCUCCGGGGAAGGUCUGUACGAAGGGUUGGAGUGGCUAUCCAAUAACAUUGCUAGCAAGGCAUGAGAGUUGAGACAGUUGUAAGAUUUUCGUGUUUUGCCAGACGCCUAUGGGAAGAAUGGUUUUCUUUAAUUAAGUGAAUAUUGUAAUAGCAGACCCUCUGGCUCAACUUUAAUGUAAUUCAGGUUUCGUAAGCAUCAUCUUUAGCUAUACUUUUUACUUGUUUAGUUGUAAGCAAAAGCUGUUAUGUUACAAUAGCAUUAUGUAUGAGUCGCUUUCAGGUACAGGUUCAUCUUGUUUGCUCUUUUUGAUGCCUGGUUUACUUUUUAAAUUGUUAUAGGCUGUAGAAUGGCUAUAUAUAGAUCAUGUGUGGCUUAUUUUCUCAUUA